AUGGAAGACAAGGACGAUGACUUCUUCUCGGAUGAUGGCCUCGAGGAUCUGCCUCCCAGUACAUUAUUGCAGCUGGAACAGAACGCGUAUCUAGCUACACAGGCGCAACGACCAGCGCAACCAGAAUCUCCUAUUUACACUGCUUUUGCUCCUCAUGCGCAAGCCAAUCGACCGUCUCGAGUCGCAGAGUCCCGGUCAACGCCUAUCAAUGCUACACUGAAACCACCUGCGCGUUUACACACCGGCCUGACGAACGAUUACGAUUCUCUGGAUGUGGGUGAAUUGGACGCGGAGGUGCUCGAUGAUGAUACUGGAUUGCCUGUUGCGCUGGAUCAGCCGCCUGCUUCGGCAGGACAGGCUGUUCCUCUUCGCAACGAGUCUGCCUUAGAGCCCAUGGACAUUGAAGAAGGACUGGAGAACCCGUACCAAACCAAUCUUUACGAGUCUUACAACGUGCUUGAGGACAAGUUGCGCUUAGAAGAUGAACGACUCAAACAGAUGACGGAAGAGCUGGCGGCUGCAAAAUCGCUGGCCGAGACGAAAGCGGGAGAAAUUGCAAUUAUCCGAGCGAACCAAGCGAAACUGGUCGAGAACUAUGAUCGACAACUGGCUGCUUUGCGCAAGGCCAUUGCGGAAGAGACAGCCAAGCAUAAGGAGGAGGUAGAGGCAGCUCGGGCCGAAGGCAAGCUGCUGGCCACAGAAAAUGCGUUUCUCAAACAAGACCUAGCCGAAGAGACCAUGCGAAUCAACAAUAUGAAGGCAAAGAGCAAGGCGGAGGACAAAGCGCCGCCCGUAACGCCCAAGAAGACCAGAGUACUGCCUUUUCGCGAUGGAUUCGACGAUGAUGAAAUCAUGGCCAUUUCGCCGAGCAAGUCCGCGAAAUCGAAACGUACGACUCCCACGGGGCCUGGGAAGAAGAAAAGGAAGCUCGACCCGGGCAGUCCGACACCUCUGCCACUAAGUCAACCGGCAGAGCUUGUAGGUGAGCCGCCUGAGGACUUAUUGGACGAUGCGAUGAUGGAUGAUGCGAUGGUCGAUGACCCAGUCCCGCGCAAAGAGGACCGGAAUGCAGAGCUCAUGAAAUUCAUCCUCAACCACAAAACGUACCCCAACGAAGAAUGCGAUAUCGAGGUAUUAUCGCAACUGGCAUUUCCCUCGGAACCGCGACGAAAGCUGUCUACGAUCAUCCUUGAGGAGACAGCAAGAUUACACUCGGGCAACUAUGUGGUGGAAUAUGCACAAGUCAUUGCUUCGCUAUGGUCCCGGGCCCUAAAGGAGAAGUUCUUCAAGCCGGUGCCGAUGUUCAUGGAGAUUACCCACCACCUGUUAGCAUUGGAUGCACCGUCUUGUGUCCCGGACAUGAUCGACGAUCUUGUACCAGUACUACAAGAGUCUGGAGAUAUCAAUGGAAUCCCUCGUUUCAGAAACUCGCCCGUGUCGCGUCAGAACCUCGGCCAGAUUCGGCAAACGCCGCUGUCCCAACUUGAAGCCCUUGUGGAUUCGACCGAAGCGCUAAGUCUGUUGUACCGCAUGGCAUAUCUGUGUAUACACAUGGAGCGGACGAUGGCGAAGUUCUGGCGGUACAUGCGCUACGACUUCGUCCUGAUGAUGCUGAAUUGCUCACAACCUAUUCGAGACAUCACUUUAAUGCUGAACCUGCUAUCGACGAGCAUCCGAGCGGAGUCCUUUGGAUCGGUCCAGGAGACCCAGCAAGAUCAGCUUGCCAAUGAGAAUUACAUUGUCGACCGUGUGGCCAACCUUUUGAGUGAGACACCACAGCCGGAUGAAGGGCAGCCUCCUUACACAGCUGCAGACAUCUGCGGCAUGCGCUUGCAGGCAAUGUAUUUCCUCACGUCGGUAGCUUUCAAUCCAGUCGCGCCGGCCAGUGAGCACGGCAGCUCCGUCAUUGCACAGCAUCCAACGGUACUCGCGCGGAUGAUACGAGCCAUGCAUGACGAACUCGAUGCGCUCUAUACGUACCCGCCGGAGCGAGAUCUCCAUGCGUCCAUGGUCAACGGCCUCAUGCGCUUGGUCUACGGGGUGCUCCGUCGUCACAAGAACGUGGAUCUGCAAUCGAAAUUGUGUCGAGUCGCAGGUGGGAAGCAAAAGUUUCUAGUGGUGUUGACACGGUUGGCGUUCAGCGAAGGACCGAUACUCGAGGGCGGCAUCGAUGAUGAGACGGUGGAGAUGGCCCAUGAGAUCCUCGAUGAUGCCGUCAACCCUCAAGAAGCAGAAGCGCUCUUGGAGGCAUUUCCCAGUGCAAAGCGAGAUGAUUGA
Messenger RNA from Aspergillus pseudoviridinutans, 2277 nucleotides. Its product is annotated as putative DNA repair protein Rad26. Lineage: Eukaryota; Fungi; Ascomycota; Eurotiomycetes; Eurotiales; Aspergillaceae. The transcript has 2 exons. The record is from RefSeq and is a predicted model, not a curated record. The coding region runs from base 1 to 2277 and encodes 758 amino acids.